Molecule: messenger RNA, 3429 nt
Organism: Talpa occidentalis (Iberian mole)
Lineage: Eukaryota; Metazoa; Chordata; Mammalia; Eulipotyphla; Talpidae
Gene: GABRA1
Product: gamma-aminobutyric acid type A receptor subunit alpha1
Exons: 9
Coding region: 87-1457 (456 amino acids)
Biological process (GO): signal transduction; gamma-aminobutyric acid signaling pathway; synaptic transmission, GABAergic
Cellular component (GO): postsynapse; dendrite membrane; synapse
Molecular function (GO): GABA-gated chloride ion channel activity; GABA-A receptor activity; transmitter-gated monoatomic ion channel activity involved in regulation of postsynaptic membrane potential
Source: RefSeq, a predicted model, not a curated record
AGUCAGCCCUAGUGGUUAUAACCUGAUGUUUCUUGCAAGAAACAUUGAUCUCUACUUGUUCUACUUUUCAGCUGCACGAGUCCGCCAUGAAGAGAAGUCUCGGUCUCUCUGAUUAUCUUUGGGCCUGGACCCUCCUUCUGAGCACAGUGACUGGAAGAAGUUAUGGACAACAGUCAUUACAAGAUGAACUCAAAGACAAUACUACUGUUUUCACCAGAAUUUUGGACCGACUCCUAGAUGGUUAUGACAAUCGCCUGAGACCAGGAUUGGGAGAGCGUGUCACAGAAGUGAAGACUGACAUCUUCGUCACCAGUUUCGGACCCGUUUCAGACCAUGAUAUGGAGUAUACAAUAGAUGUAUUUUUCCGUCAAAGCUGGAAGGAUGAAAGGUUAAAAUUUAAAGGGCCCAUGACGGUUCUCCGGUUAAAUAAUCUAAUGGCGAGCAAGAUCUGGACUCCAGAUACCUUCUUUCACAAUGGGAAGAAGUCUGUGGCACACAACAUGACCAUGCCCAAUAAACUCCUGCGGAUCACGGAGGAUGGUACCUUGCUGUACACCAUGAGGCUGACGGUGAGAGCUGAAUGCCCAAUGCAUUUGGAGGACUUCCCUAUGGAUGCCCAUGCCUGCCCACUAAAAUUUGGAAGUUAUGCUUAUACAAGAGCAGAAGUUGUGUAUGAGUGGACCAGAGAACCAGCACGCUCAGUGGUUGUAGCAGAAGAUGGGUCACGUCUAAACCAGUAUGAUCUUCUUGGACAAACAGUAGACUCUGGAAUUGUUCAGUCUAGUACAGGAGAAUAUGUUGUUAUGACCACUCAUUUCCACCUGAAGAGAAAGAUUGGCUAUUUUGUUAUUCAAACAUACUUGCCAUGCAUAAUGACUGUUAUUCUCUCCCAAGUCUCCUUCUGGCUUAACAGAGAGUCUGUACCAGCCAGGACUGUCUUUGGCGUAACAACUGUGCUCACCAUGACAACAUUGAGUAUCAGUGCCAGAAAUUCCCUUCCAAAAGUGGCUUAUGCAACUGCCAUGGACUGGUUUAUUGCAGUGUGCUAUGCCUUUGUCUUUUCGGCUCUGAUUGAGUUUGCCACUGUGAACUAUUUCACCAAGAGAGGUUAUGCAUGGGAUGGCAAAAGUGUGGUUCCAGAAAAGCCAAAGAAAGUGAAGGAUCCUCUCAUCAAGAAAAACAACACUUAUGCUCCCACAGCAACCAGCUAUACCCCUAAUCUGGCAAGGGGUGACCCUGGCUUAGCCACCAUUGCUAAAAGUGCAACAAUAGAACCAAAAGAAGUGAAACCGGAGACAAAACCACCAGAACCCAAGAAAACCUUUAACAGUGUCAGCAAAAUCGACCGACUGUCAAGAAUAGCCUUCCCGCUGCUAUUUGGAAUCUUUAACUUGGUCUAUUGGGCGACAUAUUUAAACCGAGAGCCUCAGCUCAAAGCCCCCACCCCACAUCAAUAGGUCUGUGUACCCAUGUUGUUCAGUCCGCCAUGCUGGGAAUUGCUUUCUGUUCUCAAUGCAGUGAUUCCCAUCUGCUUUAUUGCCUCUGUCUUAAGAAUUUGAAGGUUCCCUUAUUUGCAUAAUUCAUACAAGAACAACAGACCCCUGUCUGGCAGUCCAGAGCAAAACAGAGCAUACAGCUGAGAGACAGGAUUCUGAGAUAGAGAGAGCUCCAGAGUGAAAUCUAAACAAAGGAGACAAAACAAGAAAGAGGAAAAGAGGGGGAAGUAGGUUCAAAGAUAUGAGGAAAAGUAGAGGAAAAAUAAAAACUGUAACUCCAGGUCAUUUGUAGAUAUAUAUUUCCAAAUAGUCUAAAAAAAAACUGUAAAUGUCAAAAUAUUUUUAUGGGAAGGUAUUUAAAAGAGUAAAUUAUUAAAUGUUUAACAAAGCAAGAUUUUUAAAAAUCUGUAUUGCACAAACUAUGGUAUGUGUACAUUUUUUUUUUGUUUUUAAACUGUUGUGUAGCUUUAACAUUUCAUUUCCAAAGCUGAAAAUCCCCACUCUUUCUCUUUUUAAAAAUGUCUAAUACAUUAUUUUGUUGUUAAAUGUUAUUUUAAAUUCACAGAAAUUGCAUAGGCAAAGAUGCAAUUUCUCACUGUAGAACACAUUUAAUCUAAUGGAGAGAAAUACUUUAAAUAGGCUAUUUUGCUAUCAUCUGAGCUUUUACACUAGACUCCAUGAGAAAUCAUUUGAACAAAGACUUUCACUCAAUUAAAGAUAAAGUAAAAUAAUUGAAAAUGAUUUUCUUCUCCACCCUAUUUCCAGAUAGCACAUGGUCACAAUAAUCACUUGAUUCUUAUUAUGAAGAUGUUUUUAGAGGGGCAAAAAUAUUUUGCAAGCUCUAGAAUUGUUGAAUGUAUUAUUUUAUAUAACAAUACAUUAAAAGCUUUUAGAUUGAAAUUUAUGACUAGUAAACAAAAAUAGAAUAUAUAAAUUAUAUAUGUAAAUAAACAGCAUGAGAUUGUACAUUUUUUACUUUUUUUAAAGUUAAGUUCUUAAAAUAUUGUGUAGGACUCACCGCUCUUUGCUGUUAGAAUGUUGUUAAGUGCUAAGGAUAUACAUUUGGAGCCUGCAUUUAAGAACAGAACAGUUUAUAAAAAUCAUAUGGAAAUGAAAAAUAAAUGGGUAUGACUAUGUGAAGAAAAUUUACCAUCUCAAAUUGUUGUCCUGCCCGGUGUACAGUAGCAAAUCAGUUGCUAUCUGCUCAACUCAUGCUGCAUUCCCCAAUUUUAGGCUCUUGUAAUAUAGAAAGUGGAAAGCAUUAGUGAGAGCUAGAAAAUCAACUGUAUAUUAUGCUAUCUUUGCUGAUACCAACUAUUUCAAUAAGUGUUGUACCAUAUGUAGCAUUAAAUAUAAAAAUACAUGAAAGAAUGUACAGGAAAUAGCUUUUAUUGAGUAAUAUUAUUACAUUUCAUUUAUACUGUAGCAAUACAUUUGUAGGUAUACUAUGUAAGGGCUUUAACUACAAGAGAUUCAUAAAUAUACCCUAUGAAAAUUCUAGUUUGUUUCAUUACUUCCCAGAUGUUUUAGAAAUAGCUAUUUAUGCAGAAGGUAUUUUUGAAGUCUCCUUUUGUCUGAUAGAGUUUCAGAGACAUUUAAAAUUAGUGUCCAGAAUCUACAGGUCAUGGUUUAAACAUAUUUAGAAUAGUACAAAAUAAACCUGUCAGCAUAUUUGCCAAAUAAGACAGUUGGGAUCCACACCUAAGUUUUGGGCAAUGUUUUUCUCAAAAAGCUGCUAUCCAAUGACGUAGGAAAAUACACUGUUUGUAGUUUCCUAAACAAACUCUGGUUUUCUUUUUCAAUGUGCUUUAUUGUUUGAUUUGGUCCUGCCUAAAUUUGAUGAGCUAGGCUAAUGGUUGAACCUAGAAAGUUUCAUCCUCUGGUAUCAUGUGUAGAUAUCAUGUAUAGAAAAUGAAAUAAAAAAAAAUGGCUC